AUGACCGUGAAGGCGACCUCCCCUACCCAUUUAAUCCAACUCAACUUCCGACCGAACCCAAUCCAAAUUAAAACAGGCACCAACACUAUAGUCAACAGUAGUCUCCGCCUCUUGCAAAAGGACCUCACGGACCUCUCGGUGAUUGGUCACCUGAUCGUCGGCACACGAAUACCCAAAGACAAACUGAGUCCACAAAGCAGAGGCAAGUCAGAUUUUCACGGCGGACACCGAGUGCGACUCGCCCGGGCGGCACACACCGCUUACUAA
Messenger RNA from Penicillium concentricum, 267 nucleotides. RefSeq lists its product as uncharacterized. NCBI's taxonomy places the organism in Eukaryota, Fungi, Ascomycota, Eurotiomycetes, Eurotiales, Aspergillaceae. The transcript has a single exon. The record is from RefSeq and is a predicted model, not a curated record. Bases 1 to 267 code for a protein of 88 amino acids.